Molecule: messenger RNA, 731 nt
Organism: Moneuplotes crassus
Lineage: Eukaryota; Ciliophora; Spirotrichea; Euplotida; Euplotidae
Source: the annotation of a GenBank genome assembly
UAAUUAUACUAAGAAAUGGGAAACAAUUGAUGUGCUGCCAAGAGAAACGAGGAUAAUAACUUGAAGAAAGGUGAUCCCCAGCAUUAUGUGCAAGAGACUCCGAAAGAAGAGAAUAAAAAGAAGAAGAAAAGAGUUAAGAAAAGGAAACACACUGGGAUAAGAGCAAUAAAUGUCAAUAAAGAUAAUUCCAAGAGUUCAAAAUACCGUAUUAACACUAUGGUGCCUAAAAGGAGUGAGAAAAUACACCAGGAAGAUAAAUCUAGUGAUAAUUUAACUAACGAAAUUUCUGAGAACCUUAGCAGUGAAGAAGAUGAUAGCUUUGAUGAGGACAAUACUAAUGCUCCUCCCCUCAGACAGUUUAAAAGCCAACACCCUCAAUCAAGUGUUAAUCAAACGAAGUUAGAUAAUUCUCUUGGAAUGGGAAACAAAGUUAUCAGCAUUUGUAGUGCAAUGAGUUCAGAAAUAAAAUAACGUCAGAAGUUCUCAAAAGCUCAAAGCUAAACAUUUUGGAGAUAACGGAAGUUUUAAUGGGAAUACUAAUAAAAGGAAAACCAAACGUAGUUCAAUGAGAUAUAAAGACAGAAGGGCUGAGGAAAAAUUUACAGGGACUGCGAUUGGUCUUGAUACAGGAAUCGAAUUCAAAAAGCAUGUUAACCGCAAAACUAAGAAGAAGAAUCAGUAUACGAUGUUUGAUGUAAUCAAUAGUUAGCCUUACCUCCCUAUGUUGGCAU